Pieris napi is the source of this 1869-nucleotide messenger RNA. RefSeq names its product mitochondrial import inner membrane translocase subunit TIM50-C-like. NCBI's taxonomy places the organism in Eukaryota, Metazoa, Arthropoda, Insecta, Lepidoptera, Pieridae. The record is from RefSeq and is a predicted model, not a curated record. The coding region runs from base 79 to 1248 and encodes 389 amino acids. The transcript is spliced from 8 exons. Gene Ontology annotation, molecular function: phosphoprotein phosphatase activity.
UUUCCGAAUUCUGUUUAAUGUGACAUUUAAUUCACUAGAGAAUGUGAAUAAUUUUAGUACAUAUUAUAAAAAUAAAAAAUGUCUCUAAGAAAAGUACUAUUUUUAACAAAAGCUGUGUGUUGCGGAGGUAUUAAGUAUCAAGCUACGAAUUUUUCGCUACAAAAUCUAUGGGUAUUAUCAGCAACUACAACUAGAUUUUAUUCUACCGAAAACUUAGGAAAUAAGAAUAAAGAAGGGAAUUCGCCAGAAAAGGUGGAUAUACUUGGUAGAUUUUUUCCACAAAAUGAAUUAGGCGUAAAGGAUGCGCAAGAAGUUAAAAAUGAGCAGGAAAAGUUUGAACAAGAACAGAAAGAAAAAUCACAAGAAAAUGAAAAAAGUUGGAGACGCAUGAAAAUGGGAUUUGCUGUGUUUGGUGGUGCUCUCACAGUUAUGGGUGGAUGUAUGGUGGUGGAAAUGGGGGCUCCAAAACGUGGAGAAGAAGGACAGAUCCUUGAGGAUGAGUUCUCAAACCUACCUAUUGUGUGGCAGUACCUUAGACGUACUUGGAAGGAACUUACUUUCUAUGAAAAGAUGAUCAAAGAGCCAUCCCGUGACAAACUACUUCCAGACCCUUUGCCACCUCCAUAUCAACCCAGCUAUACCCUAGUACUUGAAUUCACUGAUGUUCUAGUACAUCCUGACUGGUCUUAUCAAACUGGCUGGAGAUUCAAGAAACGCCCAGGCGUUGACCAAUUUUUACAAACUGUAGCAAGUUCAGACUAUGAAGUUGUCAUAUUUACAUCAGAGAAUGUGUUCAUGAUCUGGCCAGUACUUGAUAAAUUGGAUCCGGAAAACAAACUUAUAUCAUACAGACUAUUUAGAGAUUCUACACAUUUUAUGGAUGGAGUUCAUGUUAAAAACUUGGAAGGAUUAAAUAGAGAUUUGUCUAAGGUAAUUGUUGUUGACUGGAACAAGCAAGCAACUCAGUUCCAGCCAGAAAAUGCACUUAUACUUAAGAAAUGGAAAGGAGCUGAUGAUGAUACAGCACUGCUUGACCUUGCCAAUCUAUUGCAAACCAUAGCAAUGUCAAACGUGUCAGACGUGCGCGAUGUCGUAACAUACUAUAGUCAAUACGAAGACCCCAUAGCGGCCUUCCGUGAGAACCAACGCAAGUUGCUCGAACAAAUGGAGAAUGAAAAGAAAGAGCGUGAUUCACAACCAGACCAAAACCUUGCAAGAGGGUGGUUAAGGACAUUUACAAGACGUUAGCCGUACCAGGGACUGAGGUCGCAAAUUGAAUAAAUUACUUAACUUCGUAGAAUUCAUAUGUACAUAAAGCUUAAUAAUAAUUUAAAAUUCAUGAAAUAUAGCAUCCAUUUUUAUGUUUAUUUCUUAAAAAACCCUUUGUAGAUGAAAACUACUUACCACCAUUACUAGAUAAGCUAAAUUAAAAUUCUAUUGAAAAUUUUACAUAGCAUGUAUUAAAUUACAUUUUUAGAAUUUAAGUGCUAAAUUACAUAUACCUUAACAUUAGAGACUUUAGUCUGUCGUCCUCAGCAACAUAUGUUGAAAACGAGUGGAUUUUGUACGGGAGUCAGAGAUCUAAGUCUCAACUCUGAAUCUUACUCUUAGAUCACAUGCUUACAUAAAAGCGGUUGUAAAGAAAAUGGUUAAUUGACAAUAUAAAACGGCUGCAAUAAUAAAAUUAAGACAUGAAAUAAAAAGGGAUACUUAAUUUCCAUGAAUUUUUUGUUAUAUUAUUUUUUCAUCACUUUGCAUGAAAUUAGUUUCUUUAACCAAGCUAAAUGUACCUUAAAAAUUGUUAUUUGAUGAAUGUUUGGUCCUUGAAGGAUGUGUGUUGUCUGUCAGGAAAUAUAGAUUGUUUAAUAA